Messenger RNA from Suillus bovinus, 2382 nucleotides. RefSeq lists its product as uncharacterized. Bases 1 to 2382 code for a protein of 793 amino acids. The record is from RefSeq and is a predicted model, not a curated record. The transcript is spliced from 17 exons. Lineage: Eukaryota; Fungi; Basidiomycota; Agaricomycetes; Boletales; Suillaceae.
AUGGCUGGAGCAGGCGGCCAAGGGUGUGGGAAGGCUGAUCAUUCAUGCCAUGCUUGUGGGGACUUGGACACAUCAUAUCAUUGUGAGGAUUGUUUUUCAGUUGAUUUAUUUUGCCAUCUGGGCAUCAUCAAAUUCCACCAGAAUGUACCACUUCAUCGAGUCAAGCAAUGGCAGGACAGAUAUUUUCACUCUACGACUUUAAAACACCUUGGCCUGCGCAUCCAAUUAGGAGAUCACACUGGCCACUGUGCGAAUGCACCAUCCCACUACAGACAACUUUUGCAUGGGUGCUUCUUUCCAUCAACUUCAACAGAUCUGAGGACUGCAGCAACAUUUGCAGUUCUUGAACAUUUCCACCUCCUUUUGUUUGAGUCUAGAGUGUCGGCUUAUGAGUUUUAUCAUUGCCUUGCACGUAAAAGCGACAACACAGGCAUUAAGCCUAUCAAGUGGUGGAAUCUCACGUCGUUGAAACGAUCAGGUCGUGGUCACGACCCUGCGGGAGUUAAUGCAAUGCAACAAGGACAACUUGCAGUCCUGUGCCCUGCCUGUCCACAGCUCGGAAAAAAUGUCCCUGAGGACUUAGCACAUGUCAGAUCAAAUGAACAAUGGCUUUACUCGCUAUUCUUGGCCAUUGACGCCAAUUUUUGCCUUAAGUGUCGUCUCAUGUCAAACGAUAUCAAGGACCCUGGGCUCAGUCCCGGAUGGGGGUAUUUUGUGGAAGAAGGACAGUACAAGACAUACCUUCGUGAUCAUGCAGAUGUCAGGCAAGAGAAGAGCAUGUGCAUUAGCCACAAUGCCAUCAACAUGGCAGAUACCAAGCUUUCCAAAGGGCUUGCGGCAACUGGCGUAGGCUCAGUCGUUUGUGCACAGCACGACAUGUGGCUGGCAAGUGGCAUUGGAGAUUUGCAAAGAGGCAAAAAAUAUAUGAAUAUGGAUUACAUCGUAUUCUCUGCCCUGUCUGCUUUUGCGUCCACUCCCAUAAUCAACUUUUCCUAUGAUAUUGCCUGCCAGUGGCACAAGAAGCUCUGGCAGCAUUUUCAUAUUGCUGCUCAUAUCGCCGCUUGCCAAAUGAAUUUCUCCUUCAACUGGACACCGAGAGUCAAACGCGGAUGGGCUGAUAUAAACUGCAUCGCUGCAAUUCUUGACAACCAUUUCGGCGAUUGGAACUGGAAGAAAGUGAUUGCAUUCGGUCACAUCUUACUCCGCAAGAUCAAGGAAGCUGUCAAAGCCAAAACAGAACAUCGCGAUGCCCUUACGGAGUUGGAAGAGUCCAUCAAGCAAUCAGACUUAGGCAUUGCCUCACUCACAAAUUGGACAAACGAAGUCUUAGCAUGGGAGCUAGACCACUCAAAUCCGAAUCCGUUUGAGAGCAGGGUUGCAGCCACAACACAGGUGGCCAUUCGUCUAGAGCUACUAAUGCAAGAUGCGCAAGAUUUAGAGGACAGAUUUUCGGUUUCACUUCAUUCUGAUCUGACGCCGAGCAUUCUCAUCAGCACGGGUCUGGAUAUUGAGCAUGUACAACGACGGCUUCAUGCAGAUAAUGGGAGCUUAGGUCAACAUGCAACAGAUGAACAGCAAAUGAAGAUCCUAGCACACAGCAAUAGUCUCCAACAUCAUAUUAAAGCAUGGACCAAGAUUCAAUUCUUAUACAUGCCAUCUGUCUCUCAACUCCGUGCUACUAAUGCUACCGGCCUCAACCGCCGAGGCCCAAUUCUGUCAAACCUGAGGACUUUCAGCUGCUAUUUCCUUCCGACAUCUGCAGCUAUGCACCAGUGUGAUCCAAAACUGCUUCACAUAGAAUGGUCAUUGCGUUUUGCACAGGCACAUGACGCCCUGGACGACGCAUUGGUCUGCCUGUCGAGGCACGUUGAUCAUGUCGGGUGGGAUCGCGGCCUACAACCACUGAAGAAGACGGACCUCAGACCAAUAGGUGAUCUUGGGGGACAAACUCUGGGCACAGCAAUUAUGCCGUGGAUCUGGCUUACUCAUGGGAUCUCUUCGCAUGACAGCGAGGGGCUGCAAGACACACUCCGCAUCGAAUGGUGUAAGGCAAGGGCCCGACAUAACCGGUGGCAAGAAGAAAUACAGCUAUUACUGGUCGAGAUGCAGCGCGUGUUGGCAUUUCUUGCAUGGGAAGCCAGACAGUGGGACGAGCGAGCAACCCUUCGCAUGGUAGAGCGGUCAGAAUAUGCGGAAGGUCUGAUCGCAUAUGCAAACUGCCAGGCUUCUAUCUGUCGCAGCUUGUCUGCAAGCUUUUCGGGAAUGUGGAGGGAUGUGGGAGCCCUAGUAAGUGCGGGUUUGGAUUAUGGUGCAGAAGGUGAGCAGGACGACAGACCUUCUAUUGAUGAACCCCCACACGAAGAUCUCGAUGGGGUUGAUUAG